UCAGCCAGCUGUUAUUUCUCUUCGGCGGUUGUCUGUUGGAGUCGUGAAGCUCUCUGUUUGCACAUCAGUGUUUAUGCAGAAUAUUGGCUUUACGGAAGUUUUUUUUCGGGUGUAUUCCGACCAAACGGCACUAUAACACGGCAGCUCAUUGUGUCUGUCUUACUGCCCGCGUACCGCCGACACCAGCCGUAUGUAAUAACUUUAUAUAAAAGUGCAUUGUCUGGAGGUGUCAAAUCAAUACAAGGAGAAGCAGAUCCAGGAUCUGGGAAAAGGCUAGUUUCGUGAACGUGAGGCAUAUCGAGACAGCCUCUCUUGAGUUACCCAGCUAUAUUCGGUGUGGUUAUAUGAUCAAGGUAUCGAUAUAGAUCAAUAUCCCACAUCUGAAUCCUGCAAUAAUGUCUCUAGAGGUGUUUGUUGGAAAUGCUGUCAAUGUGCCAAACAUUGAGAAAGUUGGGAAAAGUGAUCCUUACUGCACAGUGGAGUUUUUAGGUGUCAAGAAAAAGACCCAAGUACAGAAACAGAAUUUGAAUCCAGUGUGGAAUGAGCAAUUGGUGUUCACCCUGGCUGAUAAACCGCUAAGCUCCUCAGACAAGAUCGACGUUUAUGUAAAGGAUUGGGAGCGCGUGGGUAGAAACAGGUAA
Molecule: messenger RNA, 641 nt
Organism: Priapulus caudatus
Lineage: Eukaryota; Metazoa; Priapulida; Priapulimorpha; Priapulimorphida; Priapulidae
Product: dysferlin-like
Exons: 5
Coding region: 396-641 (81 amino acids)
Molecular function (GO): calcium ion binding
Source: RefSeq, a predicted model, not a curated record